AUGACAGUAGUUGAACAAGCUGUAAAUACUGAACAACAACAACCACGUAAAAGUAGAAAUCCAUUCAAGAAAAAGAAGAAUGAUUUUUCUAUGGAACUCAAAGAUGAAAGAGAACCAAAGAUUCACUUUUAUGACCAUUUGAGAAUUUACAAAAUCUUUGGAUGGAGUUGGGUCUUUCUCUUCUUGGGAAUUAUUGGUUCGCUAGGAAAUGGUGUCAUUCUCUUGGUGUUUCAAUUUCUAUUUGGUGAUUUGAUUAACAUUUUCCAAGCAGAUUCGAACGGCAAUUUACCAACCACUGAAAAGAUUAAGAGUGACAUUUCUCUCAUUUCUAUAAAAUUCACUGGAGUGGCCAUUGGUGGUAUGGCUGCAAGUUUCAUAGCUCAAUUCUUUUUGAGUUGGGCCAAUGAGCUGAUUGGAGUUUCAUUGAGAAAGGCCUAUUUCAAUGCCUUAACAAGACAAGAUGUCGGAUUCUUUGAUGUGAAACAAACAGGUGCAUUGACCAUUGGAUUGAGUGAAGAUGUGGCCAAGAUUCAAGAAGCUUACACUACUAAACUUUCAUUGAUCAUGUCCAAUUUGGGAAUGUUUGUAAUUGGUCUAAUUCUUGCAUUGAUUAGUAGUUGGCAAAUGUCUCUUGUCAUGAUGUCAACUGUUCCAUUAAUGUUGAUCAUUACAGUCAUUUUAGGAAAGUUUACUGAGAUUCUUACUGGAAAAUCCAAUAUUGUCAUUUCCAAGAGUGCUGCAAAGGCCACUGAAGUUGUUUCUUCAUUCAAAACUGUGAAAAGCAUGGGAUGUGAAGAAAAGGAACAAGUCAACUUUGCCAAUAUUUUGAAACGUUUACGUUUGUAUGCAAUUAUCAGAGCAAGUAUUCAAGGUGUCAGUAUUUCAAGUGAAAAUAUCAUUUCCUGGGGAACAAUUGCAUUGGCUCUUUGGUAUGGUGGUAAUUUGGCAGCUGAUGGUGUCAUUACAGUUGGUGAUUUGGUCAAGGUGUUUGGUUUAUUAAUUUUUGCUAUUUUUGGUUUAUCCCAAGCUUUAAUCAUGCUUCCAGAUAUGUCAAAAGCUCANAUGAGUCANACUGCCUUAUUGAAAGUUAUUAAGAGAGAACCGGCUAUUCCAUUCAAAGGUGGAAAACAAUUGGGUGAACAAGUUGGUAAAAUAGAAUUCAGAAAUGUCAAAUUUAAUUAUCCAUCUCGUCCAAAUGUGACAGUUCUUAAGGAUUUCUCACUUGAUAUCCGAGUUGGUCAAUCGAUUGCUUUGGUUGGUCCAUCUGGUUCAGGAAAAUCCACAAUUGUUGGUUUAUUGGAAAGAUAUUAUGAUCCACAAGAAGGUGAAAUUUUCAUUGACGGAGUUAACAUUAAGGAAAUUGAUCCUCAAUGGUUGCACAAAUAUGUUGGCAUUGUAACUCAAGAACCUGUUCUAUUUGCAAUGAACAUUAGAGAAAACCUAGCCUAUGCCAUUGGAAUUGAAAAUGUCACUCAAGAUCAAAUCGAACAAGCUGCCAAAGCUGCCAACUGCCACAACUUUAUCCUCGAGCUCCCUAAUGGCUACGACACCAUGCUGGGUGAAAAGGGAGUCUCCCUUUCAGGUGGCCAAAAACAACGUAUUGCCAUUGCAAGAGCUCUCUUACAAAAUCCAAAAAUCCUCCUCUUAGAUGAAGCAACCUCAGCACUCGACACUGAAUCUGAAGCACUAGUUCAGGCAGCCCUUGAAACUCUCAUGAAAGGAAGAACAUCAGUUUCCAUUGCUCAUCGUUUGUCAACUGUUCAGAAUUGUGAUGUGAUUUAUGUGUUGGCAAAGGGAGAAUUGAAGGAAGCUGGAACGCACAAGGAGUUGAUUGGUUUGGAGAAGGGAAUUUAUAGAAAGUUGGCUGAGAAACAGAUGGGAUUUGGUAGUAGUAGUACUACACUGGCAUCGUUGGAUUCUAAUCAGUCACUUGUUGAUGAGGAAUAG
Messenger RNA from Naegleria gruberi, 1947 nucleotides. RefSeq lists its product as uncharacterized. Gene Ontology annotation, biological process: transmembrane transport. NCBI's taxonomy places the organism in Eukaryota, Heterolobosea, Eutetramitea, Acrasida, Naegleriidae. The record is from RefSeq and is a predicted model, not a curated record. The transcript has 4 exons. Gene Ontology annotation, molecular function: ATP binding; ATP hydrolysis activity; ABC-type transporter activity. Gene Ontology annotation, cellular component: membrane. The coding region runs from base 1 to 1947 and encodes 648 amino acids.